This is a messenger RNA of Lates calcarifer (barramundi perch), 1873 nucleotides long. It is a transcript of the gene sptlc1, whose product is annotated as serine palmitoyltransferase, long chain base subunit 1. The record is from RefSeq and is a predicted model, not a curated record. The transcript is spliced from 15 exons. Gene Ontology annotation, cellular component: endoplasmic reticulum. Gene Ontology annotation, molecular function: pyridoxal phosphate binding; serine C-palmitoyltransferase activity. Bases 39 to 1457 code for a protein of 472 amino acids. Gene Ontology annotation, biological process: sphingosine biosynthetic process; ceramide biosynthetic process. NCBI's taxonomy places the organism in Eukaryota, Metazoa, Chordata, Actinopteri, Centropomidae.
UGCAGCCUUACUGAUGACGUUGCACAAGGAAGCUAAACAUGGCGUCCGGGCAGCAAUGGGUGUUGGUGGAAAUGGUGCAAGCGUUUUAUGAGGCUCCUGCUUAUCACCUGAUUCUGGAGGGGAUCCUCAUACUGUGGAUCAUCAGACUCCUGUUCUCUAAGACCUACAAACUUCAUGAGACCUAUAAACUGACAGAGAAGGAAAAGGAGGACCUGAUUGAGGAGUGGCAGCCAGAGCCUCUUGUUCCUCCUGUAUCCAAAGACCAUCCCUCCCUCAACUAUGAUAUUGUCACUGGACCUCCUAGCCACAAAAUCAUAAUCAAUGGGAAAGAGUGCACUAACUUUGCAUCAUUUAACUUCCUGGGUCUCCUCGACAAUGAGCGGGUUAAGCAAAAGGCUUUGGCAUCACUGAAGAAAUAUGGCGUGGGUACAUGUGGUCCAAGAGGCUUCUAUGGAACCUUUGAUGUUCACCUGGAGCUUGAGAGUCGUCUGGCAAGAUUCAUGAAAACAGAAGAGGCCAUUAUCUAUUCAUAUGGCUUUGCAACCAUUGCUAGUGCAAUUCCUGCUUACUCCAAGAGGGGGGACAUCAUCUUUGUGGAUGAAGCAGCCUGCUUCUCCAUCCAGAAAGGUCUUCAAGCAUCCCGCAGCUUUAUCAAAUACUUCAAACACAAUGACAUGGAGGAUCUGGAGAGGCUGCUGAAGGAGCAGGAGCUGGAGGAUCAGAGGAAUCCUCGUAAAGCACGAGUGACCCGGAAGUUCAUUGUAGUGGAGGGGCUGUACAUCAACACUGCAGACAUCUGUCCUCUCCCUGAACUGGUGGAGCUGAAGUACAAGUAUAAAGUGCGGAUCUUUCUAGAGGAGAGCCUGUCUUUUGGUGUUUUGGGAGAACAUGGCCGCGGAGUCACAGAACAUUAUGGGGUCAAUAUAGAUGACAUUGACCUGAUCAGUGCUAACAUGGAGAACGCUGUGGCCUCUAUAGGAGGCUUCUGCUGCGGACGCUCCUUUGUCAUCGACCACCAGCGUCUGUCAGGUCAAGGUUACUGUUUCUCUGCAUCUCUGCCUCCCAUGUUGGCUGCUGCUGCCAUCGAGGCCCUCAACAUCAUGGAGGAAGAUCCAGAUAUUUUUGCUGUCCUGAGGAAAAAGUGCAAACAUGUUUACAAGGCUUUACAGGGAACUCCAGGUCUGAAGUUAGUGGGAGUACCAUUUGCCCCAGCUCUUCACUUACAGCUGGAGAGAAGUUCAGGCUCCAGAGACUCUGACAUGCAGCUGCUGCGCUCUCUUGUAGAUUAUUGUUUGGAAGGACAGGUGGCUCUGACCCUCGCUCGUUACUUGGAAAAAGAGGAGCGCUUCCUCCCCCCUCCCAGCAUCAGAGUGGUGGUCACCAUUGAACAGACAGAAGAGGACAUCCAGAAGCUUGUGUCCUGCAUCCAAGAGGCAGUUUCAGCUAACCUCAAAUGACCAUGAAGUGUUUGUCACUGCUGAAAGUGAAGCGACAUCACUGGAGCUUCACCAGCAGUCCCUGUUUUUACUGCAGACUUUGUUUGUGUUUCAUUCUUUAAGUUUAAGUGUUCUUUUACCUGUAUCACGUGUCAUAACCAAAGCACAUGUACUACGUGUUGUAUAUUGUCAUGAAUGUGAGUGUGUCAGCAGAGACCUUUCUGCUGUAAAUAAUAAUGGCCCCCAGUGAUUCACAAAGAAAAAUAACUGCAGUGAGAACUAGACUUGAUCUUCACAGGCCAGUUGCUUUAUAUACUGACCAAAGGUCUCUUUGGUGCACAGUAUCUUAUUUAAUAGUCUGCUGUCUGUUAGAACAUUACAUGUCUUUACAUGCCACUGCUUGUUUUAGCUCAAAUACACAGAUUGUCACAACUGAA